AUGGAAGAACCUGAGAAAAAGAUUGCAGCCCAUGGGGUCAGAUGCUUUGCCAAGAUCAAGAUGUUUCUGAUGGCAUUAACAUGGGCAUAUGUAUCCAAAUCACUGUCAGGAACUUACAUGGUUUCCAUGCUCACACAAAUAGAGAGACAAUUUGAUAUCCCCACGUCUAUAGUUGGACUCAUCAGUGGGAGCUUUGGGAUAGGAAACCUUUUGUUGAUUCUAUUUGUGAGUUAUUUCGGAAUGAAACUGCACAGACCUAUCAUCAUUGGUGUUGGAUGUGCAAUUAUGGGCCUGGGGUGUUUCUUAAUUUCACUGCCUCAUUUCCUCAUGGGCACCCUCUGUGUCCUCAGUUUAUCUGUUUGGAUCCUUCUGUACCUCUGGGCAUUUCUACUUGGAGAGAUGAAUGAUGACCUGACCAUAACUCCCACUGAUACACGCUGGGUCGGUGCUUGGUGGAUUGGCUUUUUGGUCUGUGCAGGAGUGAAUAUCCUGGCCAGUAUCCUUUUUCUUCUUUACAAAAAAAAAAACAAAACAACAAAAAAAACACUCCCAAAGGAAGGAUUACAGGAUAAUGGGGAUGGAACUGAAAAUGUCAAAGAGGAGAAGCACAGAGAAAAAGCCAAGGAGGAAAACCGAGGAAUCACUAAAGAUUUCUUUCCAUUUAUGAAGAGCCUCUCCUGCAACCCAAUUUACAUGCUAUUCAUCCUUAUAAGUGUGCUCCAGAUCAAUACAUUUACCAGUACAUUUAACUUCCUGUCUAAAUACCUGGAACAGCAAUUUGGAAAAUCCACUGCAGAGGUAGUCUUUUUCAUAGGUCUUUAUACCUUACCUACAAUAUGCAUUGGAUAUUUAAUUGCUGGCUUUAUUAUGAAGAAAUUCAAUAUCACUGUCAAGAAAGCUGCAUACCUAGCAUUAUGCCUGUCCUUGUGUGCAUAUCUUUUUGGUUUCUGUGGCUUUCUGAUUACCUGUGAUAAUGUCCCAGUUUCUGGCUUAACUAUCUCUUAUAAAGGAGGCCAGCACCCUCUAUAUGUGGAGAAUAACGUCCUUGCUGACUGCAACACCAGGUGUAGCUGCUUAACAAACACAUGGGAUCCAGUGUGUGGAGACAAUGGUCUAUCAUACAUGUCAGCCUGCCACGCAGGCUGUGAGAAGUCUGUAGGAACUGGAAUGAACAUGAUUUCAAGGUGUAUGAAGUCUGAAGAGAAGUCACUUGGAGUUGGAAUACAUACAUUUUGCAUAAGAGUAUUUGGUGGCAUUCCUGCACCUGUUUACAUUGGAGCUUUGCUAGACAGAACCUGUUUACAUUGGGGAACUCAGAAAUGUGGUGAGCCAGGGGCAUGCAGAAUGUAUGAUAUAAAUAGUUUCAGGAGCAUUUAUCUUGGAUUGCCUGCAGCACUAAGAGGAAUAAGCUAUCUUCCUGCAUUCAUUAUUGUAAUACUUAUAAGGAAGUUCUGUAUCCCUGGAGAAAUCGACUCUUCAGAAAUGGAAAUUGCAGAGAUGAAGCUCACUGAGAUGGAAAGUGAGUGCACAGAUACUCACAGAAGUCAUAAGUUCAAGAGUGAUGGAGAACUGAAAACUAAGUUGUAAAGAGUUUUCUACUGCCCUGUGCAAGGCCAUGAACAGAAUGAACAGUUGACGAGUUUUGAAUCAUGAGACAUACAAUAGCAAACCUUAUCUUUAAGAACCUCAACAAUUGCUUUUACUCAUAAUAAAAAUAAUUAUUGAUAGAAUUUUCAGGAGGUUGGAGUAGGACUUAAGUUUUUCCCAGGAUAAAUUUCUAUAGAGACCCCUGCACUGAACAUUAAAGCUUUCUUCAUUUGCAAACAGCAUUUUCUUUUAUAUCAAGGGAAGUAUGUGUUUCCUGUAUAUCUUCAAAUAGCUUUAAAACCUAUUCCUACACUUGAUCUUAGCCAAAUGGCUGAGAAGCAAUUUAAACCUAUUUCUUAAACACUAUUUAAUUCUGUUGAAUUUAUGUUUUGGUGUUGGGAGUAUUUAGAGAUGAAAAUAUGCAUGUUGGUUGUGCCACAUUGAAAUAAUUAUUCUAUCUAUGCACAAGAUAUGUGCAUAUGUCUUUAUCUAGGAGUUAUUAACUUUUUAUUUCAGUCAUGAUGCUUAUGAGAUUAGACUUCUCCCUCAUCUAUCAUCUCCUGAUUUUAGUGCCUUCUUUCUUUAUUCCUGUCACACAUUUGAUCAUUUAGUUUACAUUACUGACAAACUUAAUCUGAUUAUUAAAAAUCACAUUGCAAAGAUUGGUGGACCUAUUUUUUAGUAGAAAUUAAAAUCUGGUCAUGAAACUAUUUCUUAAAAGAAUGUAUUUGAGAAAGCUAUUCCUCUCAAAGGCCCUUUGUGGAAAUUAGAUUGUACUCAGGGUUACAAUGUUUGCCUAAUACAUGUGAGACCUUGGGUUAAGAUCCAAGGUACAGUAAA
Molecule: messenger RNA, 2427 nt
Organism: Mus caroli (Ryukyu mouse)
Lineage: Eukaryota; Metazoa; Chordata; Mammalia; Rodentia; Muridae
Source: RefSeq, a predicted model, not a curated record